Molecule: messenger RNA, 741 nt
Organism: Acanthosepion pharaonis
Lineage: Eukaryota; Metazoa; Mollusca; Cephalopoda; Sepiida; Sepiidae
Source: the annotation of a GenBank genome assembly
AUGAUUGGAAAAUUUAAAAGGAGGAAGAGGAGAAAUUUUCCAAUCAUUUCUUCUUCUUCUUCUUCUUCUUCUUCUUCUUCUUCUUCUUCUUCUUUUUUCUUCUUUCCUUCUUUCUUCCAAUCAUUUUCCUUCUUCUUCUUCUUCUUCUUCUUCUUCUUCUUCCAUAUUUUCCAAUCUUCUUUUCCCUUCCUUCUCUUUCUUAAUCUCCCAAUACACAUUUCUCGUCUUCCUUUUCCCAUAUCUUCCAGUCUUGUUUCCCUCUUUAUUCAUCGCAUAUCCCCUAAGGUCAUUGCCCUGCUUCUCUUCUCUCAUAUCUACUUCCUCUUUAUUCGUCAUUUGCCCGCCUCUUCUUCUAAUGUUCAUUUUGUUGUUCAUUCUGUCCGUACCUCUUUCCUCUUUCUUCUUCUCUCUCCUCUUCCAAUUCUUACUUUUCAUUAUCCUCCACUACCUCCAAAUCUUUCCUCUUCUCGCCCCUUCCUUUUAAAUUUCUACUUGUCCCAGACUUACUUUUUCCUUCUGAAUCUUUUUCUCUUGUUCUUCAUUUCUUUUCUGUUUUUUUUUCCCGAAAAUCCUUUUCCCCCAACAUUAUCUUCUUUUUAUGCUUCCAUCUUUUCUUUUACAGUCUUCCUCUUCUUCUUCUUCUUCUUCUUCUUAUUAUUAUUAUUAUUAUUAUUAUUAUUAUUAUUAUUGUUUUACUUGAUAUAUUCACUGCCUUCUCAUCCCCACUUUCUUCACCAUUAA